This is a messenger RNA of Cyclospora cayetanensis, 2052 nucleotides long. RefSeq lists its product as uncharacterized. The transcript is spliced from 4 exons. The coding region runs from base 1 to 2052 and encodes 683 amino acids. The record is from RefSeq and is a predicted model, not a curated record. NCBI's taxonomy places the organism in Eukaryota, Apicomplexa, Conoidasida, Eucoccidiorida, Eimeriidae.
AUGCGGGACGUGCUGCCUCCCCCAAGAGCAGCAACUCCCGAGGCCUCUCUCGGUGCAGUCUCUCUGUGUGCUUUCGGUGCCUCUCUCUCACUUUAUGCAAAUGAUGCUCUUGCUGAGAGGGCCGCUUGGACUGCGGUUGCAGAAUGCUCGCCUCCUCCAGGGGCCUCUCGAGGGGGACGGUCCUCAGGAGCGUUCCCGACAGACGGCGAGCAGAUUUCUGCCUCGGAGAAACCAAACGAGAAGCUGCGCGUCCUCGCGAGGCGUCGGGGAUGUGAGGAGGAUGUCUCGGUGAGCUACGAGAACUCCCUAUGCCGGGUGCUCCUCACCUUCAGUGUCAACAAGGAGCUCACAGGCCCUCUAAGAGACGCCAGAGGCCACCAGGGUGCAAGAGAGGAAAUCGAAGCGGAAAUGGAUAUAGCGAGGUCCUUGCGUCGUGCCUCUGCCGUUUGUGAGGCUGUAAAUCGCGGAGCCUCACCGGAGAACGCGUUAGGGGCAGAGGCCUUGUUGGCUCCCGCUUUGGUUGCCUACGCGUUUUCCUGCGGGCGGGAGGGGUCUAAAGGGAGUUCGUCUUCCCGAGUGAUGCCUGGUGAGGAAGUUUUUUCGCGCGCGGAGACGUUUUCCUCUGCGCGCCAGUUGGUCUCUUUUCACUUGCCCUCUCUGUCUCCUGCUGCGCUAUGCGAUCUGAUCUUCUUCUGCACCGCUCGCCUCCGUGUAAGAGAUUCACAGUUCCUCGAAGAUGCAGCGCGAGUAGCCCUCGAACACUUGAAGCUGCUGCUAGAGCUCGACAAGCCUGCGGAAGUCUAUCAUCGCCAGCCACUGCACAGCCGUAAUGAUCUGCCCGGACCUUCAGCUAUGGAUAGCGUCCAAAAGCCUCCCAGUACGCAGCGCUCGCCAGAGGACAUGGCUGCGCAGGAUGUUCGUGACGACGACUUUGUUCGGCGGAUCCUUGAGGCUCCAGUCAGGUUUUCUCGGCCUCCAAGUGCACACCACAUGGCGAAGUUGUUGCGAGGAAUCAUAUUAGGGGGGCACGAGGCCCCUGAGGUGUUGGCUCUGGGUGUUGCUUAUCUCAAACGGCGGUGUACAUACACUCACAGCGACUUGUUGCACAGCCUGGCGCUGCUGAAGGUGAUGCCCUCAGGCGCGCCUAGGGAGCACUUGGCCGCAUUCGUGGCGCAGAAGCUUAUCCUCAGGGAGCGAAGACUGCCGCUCCCUGUUGUUGCGGCUGCGGCAAAUGUCUUCUCUCGCGUGUCUUUACCGCCGUUCAGAAUGCAACCAGAGAGCUCGUGGGCUCACGCGGAACGCCAGCACAUGCCUUCAAAAGGACUGGAAGCACUGGAAGGGGCGCGCAGUGCAGAUGCCCUCGGUUUCUCAGUGGAAGCUAGAGUAGCUCCGAACGGUCCGUUGCACGCAGGCAGUUCGCGUUCGAACGGCAACGAUUCGGCAAGUGUGCUCCCUUCGGCGGGAGCGCUGUAUGCGAGCUUGUCGUGUAGCGCCCAGAGGGUCCUGGACGUGCGGCGGCUUGGAAUAGGUGGCUCUGUGCGAGGCAGAGACUUAGCAUUGCUCGCUCAUGGAUUCGUGAAAGCGGGGGAAGAUCGCGCCGCGACUUCAUGGGUUGUAGCAAUGGAGAGACACUGGAGGGAGCUGCGCCCUGUUUUUGAGCCUGUGAGCCUCGCGCUCCUUCUAGGGAGCCUUCCGAAGCUGCAGCACGCGCUGCCGGGGAACAAGAGCAGCGUCUGCCUAAUGGCGCUGCUGCACUUACUGUCUCAGCAAGUGGCAUCUCUAACAGCGCAGCAGCUUGUGAUGGUUGCAGCAGGGCUCUCUAGGUUUCCUUACCGACAGGAGCAUCCGUUGACUGCUCUGCGGCUCGUAUGGCGGCUUCACGUCAGCAUCCAGACAGCCCAAUCAGACCUCCCUGGUCCAACAGCAGUACCCUGCUCCUGUGUGUCGCAUCUGUUGGCUCAGAUUUUUGUUCAAGGAAUCGAAACCAAACGAGCUCACGCCAUCGGAUAUCCAGAACCUUUUGUGUGCGCUGUGCCGUCUGGUGAGACUUGA